UAAUUUAUUAAAAAAAAUAGAUUUGAUAGAGAAAAUAUAGCUUUUGAUUGAGAUAUUCUUAUAUAGACAGUCAUCAUGUCAGCGUCAGCAGUGUAUAUAUGUGACGUAAAGGGCAAGGUGCUGAUUUCACGUAAUUAUCGUGGAGAUAUAGAUAUGUCUGUUAUUGAUAAGUUUAUGUCGCUUGUAAUGGAUAAAGAAGAGGAAGGGAAUGUAACACCAAUUAUUGAACAUAAUAAUGUCACUUUUAUAUAUAUCAAGUACAACAACUUAUAUUGUGUAGCUACAUCAAAGAAAAAUUCUAAUGUGGCUUUAGUUUUUUCCUUUCUUCAUAAAAUAGUUCAGAUAUUUAUAGAAUAUUUUAAAGAAAUGGAAGAAGAGAGUAUCAGAGAUAACUUUGUGUGUAUUUAUGAGUUGUUAGAUGAAGUGAUGGAUUUUGGUUUCCCUCAAACAACAGAUACUAAAAUUUUACAAGAAUUUAUCACCCAAGAAGGUCAUAAAUUAGAAGUAGCACCGCGCCCACCAAUGGCCGUAACUAAUGCUGUAUCUUGGAGAUCAGAAGGGGUCAAAUACCGUAAAAAUGAAGUAUUUUUAGAUGUUAUUGAAUCUGUUAAUUUAUUGGUUAGUGCUAAUGGAAAUGUAUUACGAAGUGAAAUUGUAGGGUCUAUCAAGAUGAGGGUAUUUCUGUCUGGUAUGCCUGAAUUAAGACUUGGUCUUAAUGAUAAGGUUCUAUUUGAAAGUACUGGAAGAGGAAAGAGUAAAUCAGUGGAAUUAGAAGAUGUUAAAUUUCAUCAAUGUGUAAGAUUAUCAAGAUUUGAAAAUGAUAGGACAAUAUCAUUUAUCCCCCCUGAUGGAGAGUUUGAAUUAAUGUCUUAUCGACUCAAUACACAUGUUAAACCAUUGAUAUGGGUAGAAUCAGUAAUAGAAAGACAUGCUCAUAGCCGUGUUGAAUAUAUGAUCAAGGCCAAAAGUCAGUUUAAAAGAAGAUCAACAGCUAAUAAUGUAGAGAUUAUUAUACCAGUACCAACUGAUGCCGACUCACCCAAAUUUAAAACAACUGUAGGUAACUGUAGAUAUACACCUGAAAUCAGUAGUGUCAUCUGGAGUAUUAAAUCUUUCCCUGGUGGCAAGGAAUAUUUAAUGAGAGCCCAUUUUGGUUUACCAAGUGUAGAAACUGAAGACUCAGAAGGCCGACCACCAAUUCAAGUUAAAUUUGAAAUUCCAUAUUUCACAGUUUCUGGAAUACAGGUACGAUAUUUAAAGAUAAUAGAAAAGAGUGGUUAUCAAGCAUUACCAUGGGUACGAUACAUCACACAGAAUGGAGAUUACCAAUUACGUACUAAUUAAAAUCAAAUUAUCUAGUGUAUAUAUUAUAUUGUAUAUAUCUAAUAUAUAUAUCUUAAACAGUUGGCAAUAUAGUCAUAUUUCAAACUCUUGAGUUCUUCUGUUUAAAAUAAAGGUAUGCAAAUAUUAUGUCAAAAACUCAUCACUGAUUUUGUGAAAACCCAACAUCAAAUUUCCUCAAAAGCAGAUUAUAUUAACUUUGUGACAAUGUUAUAACUACAAGUCAACUGCAUAGUCUGUGUUUUUACUUCUGGAAGUGCUAAAUCAUUCGCGAAAUUAUUGUAUCUGUUCUAUGGAUGAGCUAAUAUUAAUUAUUGUGAGAAAUAUAUAUUGUAUAUUUGGAUAUUUUGUAAAUAUAGAUAUUGUGACUCAUAAAUAUCUGGUGUAACAUGAAGAAAUAUUGUAUAUCAUUCCAUCAUCAAAUAAAUUACUUAAAAAUCACAA
Messenger RNA from Lottia gigantea (owl limpet), 1785 nucleotides. RefSeq lists its product as hypothetical. Lineage: Eukaryota; Metazoa; Mollusca; Gastropoda; Lottiidae. The record is from RefSeq and is a predicted model, not a curated record. Gene Ontology annotation, molecular function: clathrin-cargo adaptor activity. Gene Ontology annotation, cellular component: clathrin-coated vesicle; clathrin adaptor complex. Bases 76 to 1344 code for a protein of 422 amino acids. Gene Ontology annotation, biological process: vesicle-mediated transport; intracellular protein transport. The transcript has 11 exons.